Molecule: messenger RNA, 3334 nt
Organism: Castor canadensis (American beaver)
Lineage: Eukaryota; Metazoa; Chordata; Mammalia; Rodentia; Castoridae
Source: RefSeq, a predicted model, not a curated record
GGGUGGGUCAAGGCCAGGAAAGUAGCACUUGUUCGCUGGCGGCCCCAGAACGCUGGACGCCUAGGCACGAAGUGGGCAUGGAGACUUGGACCCAGCCGGACUCGGGUUUCUCUGGAAACCCCCCUGGUAAGUGUGGAGGAGGUGGGACACUCUGACCCAAGACGAAAGGCCUGGAGCUUCAGCCAAAGAAAAUAAACCUUAGGAGAGAGAAGGAAAAAAAAAAAAAAAAAAAUCUGUCAGCUGUUCCUGAGAACAGCCUGCAGUGGAAUCUACAGAGAGGACAACUAAUGUGAGUGAGGAAGUGACCGUAUGUGGACUGUGGAGACAGUAAGUCACGUGGGCCCUGAGUGCCUGGACUGGGUUAGGAAUAGUUGUACUUUCAGAGGUGAGGUGUCAAGAAGGGAAAAGUGAAUGUGGUCUGGAGUGUGGCCUUGGCUCCACGGGGCGGUCUUUCCUCUGGGGCCAUCAGGGAGGUCAACCCCUGUGUUCUGCCAGGGUGGGGUAAAGGGUCUGGCACCGAGGAGGGUAACCUGCUGGCUGGAGCAGCAGUGCAGUGGCCUUGAUUUGUCUUUUGGAAGAUUUAAAAACCAAAAAGCAUAAACAUUCUGGUCCUUCAGCAAUGCUUUCUCUGAAGAAAUACUUAACGGAAGGACUUCUCCAGUUCACCAUUCUGCUGAGUCUGAUUGGGGUGCGGGUGGACGUGGAUACUUACCUGACCUCACAGCUCCCCCCGCUCCGGGAGAUCAUCCUGGGGCCCAGCUCUGCCUAUACUCAGACACAAUUCCACAACCUGAGGAAUACCUUGGAUGGCUAUGGUAUCCACCCCAAGAGCAUAGACCUGGACAAUUACUUCACUGCCCGUCGGCUCCUCAGUCAGGUGAGGGCCCUGGACAGGUUCCAGGUGCCAACCACCGAGGUAAAUGCCUGGCUGGUUCACCGGGACCCGGAGGGGUCUGUCUCUGGCAGCCAGCCCAACUCAGGCCUCGCCCUUGAGAGUUCCAGUGGCCUCCAAGAUGUGACAGGCCCAGACAACGGGGUGCGAGAAAGUGAAACGGAGCAGGGAUUCGGAGAAGAUUUGGAGGAUUUGGGGGCUGUAGCCCCUCCAGUCAGUGGAGACUUAACCAAAGAGGACAUAGAUCUGAUUGACAUCCUUUGGCGGCAGGAUAUUGAUCUGGGGGCUGGACGUGAGGUUUUUGACUAUAGUCAUCGUCAGAAAGAGCAGGAUGUGGAUAAGAAUCUGCGAGAUGGAGGAGAGCAGGAGGACACCUGGGCAGGAGAGGGUGCGGAAGCUCUGGCCCGAAACCUACUAGUGGACGGAGAGACUGGGGAGAGCUUCCCUGCACAGGUGCCUGGUGGGGAGGACCAGACAGCCCUGUCCUUGGAAGAGUGCCUUAGGCUGCUGGAAGCCACCUGCCCCUUUGGGGAGAAUGCUGAGUUCCCAGCAGAAGUUGCCAGCAUCACAGAAGCAGUGCCUAGUGAAAGUGAGUCUCCAGCUCUUCAAAACAGUCUCUUGUCUCCUCUCUUGACGGGGACAGAGUCGCCAUUUGAUUUGGAACAGCAGUGGCAAGAUCUCAUGUCCAUCAUGGAAAUGCAGGCCAUGGAAGUGAACACAUCAACAAGUGAAGUUCUGUACAAUGCCCCUCCUGGAGACCCCCUGAGCACCAACUACAGCCUUGCUCCCAACACUCCCAUCAAUCAAAAUGUCAGCCUGCAUCAGGCAUCCCUGGGGGGCUGCAGCCAGGACUUUUCACUAUUCAGCCCUGAGGUAGAGAGCCUGCCUGUGGCUGGCAGCUCCACUCUGCUUCCGCUGGUCCCCAGCAAUUCCACCAGCCUCAACUCCACCUUUGGCUCCACCAACCUGGCAGGGCUUUUUUUCCCACCCCAACUCAAUGGCACAGCCAAUGACACAGCAGGCCCAGAGCUGCCUGACCCUCUGGGGGGCCUAUUAGAUGAAGCCAUGCUGGAUGAGAUCAGCCUGAUGGACCUGGCUAUCGAGGAGGGCUUCAACCCUGUGCAGGCCUCCCAGCUUGAGGAAGAGUUUGACUCUGACUCUGGCCUCUCCCUGGACUCCAGCCAUAGCCCUUCUUCCCUGAGCAGCUCUGAAGGCAGCUCUUCUUCCUCUUCCUCCUCUUCCUCUUCUUCCGCUUCUUCCUCUGCCUCUUCCUCUUCCUCCUUUUCUGAGGAAGGUGCUGUUGGCUAUAGUUCUGACUCUGAGACCCUGGAUUUGGAAGAGGCUGAGGGUGCAGUGGGUUACCAGCCUGAGUACUCCAAGUUCUGUCGCAUGAGCUACCAGGAUCCGUCUCAGCUCUCCUGCCUGCCCUACUUGGAGCAUGUGGGCCACAACCACACAUACAACAUGGCACCCAGUGCCCUUGACUCUGCUGACCUGCCACCGCCCACAACCCUCAAGAAAGGUAGCAAGGAGAAGCAGGCCGACUUCCUGGACAAGCAGAUGAGUCGGGAUGAGCAUCGAGCCCGUGCCAUGAAGAUUCCGUUCACCAAUGACAAAAUCAUCAACCUGCCUGUAGAGGAAUUCAAUGAGCUGCUUUCCAAAUACCAGCUGAGUGAGGCCCAGCUGAGCCUUAUCCGUGACAUUCGGCGCCGGGGCAAGAACAAGAUGGCAGCACAGAACUGCCGCAAGCGCAAGCUGGACACCAUCCUGAACCUGGAGCGUGAUGUAGAGGAUCUGCAACGCGAUAAGGCCCGACUGCUGCGAGAAAAGGUGGAGUUCCUGCGGUCACUGCGGCAGAUGAAACAGAAGGUCCAGAGCCUGUACCAAGAGGUGUUUGGGCGGCUACGGGAUGAGAAUGGGAGGCCCUACUCGCCCAGUCAGUAUGCACUCCAGUAUGCUGGGGAUGGUAGUGUCCUCCUCAUUCCUCGCACCAUGGCUGACCAGCAGGCCCGGCGGCAGGAGAGGAAGCCAAAGGACCGGAGGAAGUGAGCCUGGGGAGGCAGGGGUGGACGCUCACUAAGACCGAAACUGGAGAAGGGCUGGGCCUGGACCUGGACCUGGACCUACAGUGGGGACUUCAAUGCCUUCUUAUCCAAUAUAUCGUCUCAGAUGGGAUGACUGCGGGUCAGUGCAUAGGAAGAGGCGGGCGCGGGCGCAGUGUGGCUCAACUUCCCCCACUGACGUGGGUGGAAGUGGCCAGACCAUUUGGGUGGCCAGGGUCCCCACUCUACCCCUUUCUUGUGAGGGGGAAGGGUAGUACUGGCAUUGCUGGAGGUGAAAGCUGCAGGGAGUAAAGGCCAAACAAAAGGUAUGGAAGGGAGAAAAAGUGGUAGAAAGUCUCAUUUCUGGAAGGAAGGAAACCCAAAAAAAAAAAAAAAAAAA